Messenger RNA from Tribolium castaneum (red flour beetle), 750 nucleotides. RefSeq lists its product as hypothetical. The record is from RefSeq and is a predicted model, not a curated record. The coding region runs from base 122 to 682 and encodes 186 amino acids. The transcript has 2 exons. Lineage: Eukaryota; Metazoa; Arthropoda; Insecta; Coleoptera; Tenebrionidae.
CAGCUAGUUCCAGAUUUAUCAUUUUCAAACUCCUUUCACCGCGUGUGCGUUACCAUCAGGUAUAAAAAUCUCCACGCAAUGGUGUUAUCACCAGUCCGAUCUUGAAAUUAGUUCAAACACCAUGUACAAAGCAGCACACGUUGCCAUUGUUGUCACACUCGCCUUGGGUGUGACCGACGCCCGCAUCAUCUCAACAAAAAAAAGUGACGACUCCCUAACCCCAGAACAGUCCUCGAAAAAAUGGUCUUUUGCCAAUCUGGACCAACAGCAAACCAGCGAAUUGGAAAAACUGAUCAAGCAAAGUUUGGAAAACAUUUUCAAGAAUGAAGAAAUUGGGCAAAAUAAGGAAGUCGAUGUGGAAAUCACUGAAACGAAGCCUGAAGUUGAUGAGGAGUUUUCGUCGCCUCAUAUUCUCAAAGUUCCGGUUCCGCAACCGUAUCCCGUGCACAUUCCGGUUAAGCAGCCCUUCACGGUGCCCAUUUUCAAGCUAGUACCGGAGGAAGUGGAGAAGAAGGUUCCCAUCACUGUGGAAAAACUUGUGCCGAAUUACAAGGAGAAGCCGGUGCAGAUUAUCGUGGAAAAGCACCAUCCGGUUCCGGUGUACAAGCCCUACGUGGUCCCGGUGGCCGUCAACACGCAUAUUUUGCUGCCGAAGAAGAAGGAGGAGAAGAGGUGGUACUAGGUGUGUUAGGCUCUGUUGUAAAUUAUUUUUUGUUGUUACGUUUUUUGUUAAUAAAAGUUUACAAUAUU